GAAACGUACUACAACUAUCAUCGUCUGUUACCCUUUUAGUCCAUCUAUAUCGCAGUGCAGUGCGGAACUAGCUUCAUCAGGCUCUGCAAGACAAACGCCACCAUGUCCUUCGAAACCUACAUACAACGCGCAGACGAUUACAUCACAAAGCAGAUCCACAAGUUCGAGCAGCAGAAACGUGGUGGAAAUAGAUCACCACCACGUGCGAAGGGAUAUCAUCAGAUGUCUGGAUAUCAGCAUCAAGGUCGGCCGCCUUCCCAAGGUGGCUACCCUGGCAGCCCUGCUCCACAAGGGGGUCCUCCACCACCAGCGCCCCAAGGUUGGGCCCAAGAGUACGAUGCGAGGAGUCAACUUUGGUACUACGUUGACAGGGCGACAGGAAGAAGUCAGUGGGAACCUCCCUCUUUUGCACCACCGCGCGCCGCCACCUUUCAGCCUGAGGUCCGCAUGCCCAGUCCGUACCAGCAAUUCAGCCGGGAGGAUGAGCAGAGUCAACGGUGGCGCGAGCGAUCCAGUUCUCAACCUCAACGGCCCGGAUCAGGCGUAAGUGGACAUGGACAAUUCCUCGAUCCCAGGCAGAACGGUGGAAGUGGAGGCGGAAGUGCAAGCCCGGCUGGACUGCAUACCCAAAUACCACCGGGAUCAUAUCUGGAUAUGAAGACGGGCAAGAUCGUUAGUAGCAUGUUCCCAGAAGGUCAGACACAUCAGAGUUGGCAACAGGAGAUACAAAGAAUAUGAUAUCAAGGAGCAUGUAAGGAGAGAAAUCAGUACGACUCAUGAUGAUAGAUGAAUGGAGAUGAUGCGAUUGGGAAAGAAUAGCUUCGACAAGUCGACAUGCUCUGGCGUUACAGGUGUCGGCGUGGACUUCAAUGAUUAAUGCGAAUAUGACACGUCUUACCUUCGUGAA
Molecule: messenger RNA, 907 nt
Organism: Alternaria alternata
Lineage: Eukaryota; Fungi; Ascomycota; Dothideomycetes; Pleosporales; Pleosporaceae
Exons: 1
Coding region: 103-738 (211 amino acids)
Molecular function (GO): protein binding
Source: RefSeq, a predicted model, not a curated record